Chelmon rostratus (copperband butterflyfish) is the source of this 2930-nucleotide messenger RNA. RefSeq names its product phosphatidylinositol-4-phosphate 5-kinase, type I, beta a (gene pip5k1ba). The record is from RefSeq and is a predicted model, not a curated record. Gene Ontology annotation, molecular function: phosphatidylinositol kinase activity. Lineage: Eukaryota; Metazoa; Chordata; Actinopteri; Chaetodontiformes; Chaetodontidae. Gene Ontology annotation, biological process: phosphatidylinositol metabolic process. Bases 272 to 1825 code for a protein of 517 amino acids. The transcript has 15 exons.
UGCUCCUCAUCUCACCACAGUCAGUCAGUCUGCCACAGAGUUUACAUCACACAACAUCGCUGCCUCGCUGACCUGCAUUCACUGCCAGCUUCACACGACCAUGCCUGUUAAGGGGCAGCGCACCUGGAGGACACAGUGUCAGUAAAGCUCAUACAAGGUAAAUCACUGCGCCUGGUCGUUCAUCACUGAGGGGAAGAAAGGAAGUCAGUUGGCCUCAGCUGGAGGAACGACACCUGAGCUUCCCUCUGAUCGAGUUCUCUCCGUCCAAAAGAUGUCAACCGACAGCAUGGGAAGAGGAACCAAAACCUCUAAAGCGUCAAAGGAUCAUAAAAAGCCCACGGCGUCUGCCCUGAAAGGAGCCAUCCAGCUGGGCAUCGGUUACGCUGUGGGAAAUCUCAGCUCCAAACCCGACAGAGAUGUUCUCAUGCAGGACUUCUCAGUGGUGGAGAGCGUUUUCCUGCCCAGUGAGGGCAGCAACCUGACGCCAGCACAUCACUUCCCAGAUUUUCGCCUGAAAACGUACGCACCGCUGGCCUUCCGCUACUUCAGAGAGCUGUUUGGCAUCAAACCGGACGACUAUCUGUACUCCAUCUGCAACGAGCCUCUGAUCGAGCUGUCCAACCCCGGCGCCAGCAGUUCCUGGUUCUACCUCACCAGCGACGACGAGUUCAUCAUUAAGACGGUGCAGCAUAAAGAGGCAGAGUUCCUGCAAAAGCUGCUUCCUGGUUACUACAUGAAUCUGAAUCAGAAUCCGAGGACGUUGCUGCCAAAGUUCUACGGCCUGUACUGCAUCCAGUGCAGCGGCGCCACCAUCCGCGUGGUGGUGAUGAACAAUGUGCUGCCGCGCGCCAUGAAGAUGCACUACAAGUACGACCUGAAGGGUUCUUCGUAUAAACGGCGAGCCUCGCGCAAAGAGCGCGCCAAGCCCUCGCCCACGUUCAAAGACCUGGACUUCCAGGAGAUGCACGAGGGCCUGCACUUCGACUCGGACACCUACAAUGCCCUGAUGAAGACCCUGCAGAGGGACUGUCGGGUCCUGGAGAGCUUUAAGAUCAUGGACUACAGUCUGCUGCUGGGGAUUCACGUUUUGGACCGGAAGCCGCUGAGCAGAGGAAGCCGAUGUGACAGCAGGAGAGGACAGAAAGUCCUCUACUCCACUGCCCUCGAGUCAAUCCAGGGGAGCGUGAAGGACCCUGAACCGGUGGCCGAUGACAACACAUUGGGUGGAAUUCCUGCCAAACAUAAAGAUGAGAACCUCCUGAUCUUUUUAGGACUCAUCGACAUCCUUCAGUCCUACAGGUUCAUUAAGAAGAUGGAACACUCCUGGAAAGCUCUUGUGCAUGAUGGGGACACGGUGUCAGUUCACAGGCCCAGCUUCUACGCCGAUAGAUUUCUGAAGUUCAUGGGCUCGACCGUAUUUAAAAAGAUUCAUCCUUUAAGAGGAGCAUCUUCGAAGAGGAAGAAGGGUUCGGUCUAUGCCGUGAAGUCGGCCUCUCAGGAGUUUCUGUCCCCACAGAAGGAGGAGAAGAAGGAGGAGAAGAAGGCCCAGAGCAUGGACAACCUGGAUGGAAACUUUUACAGUUCCUCCAAUCAACCAGAUCUCCUGCCAACUUCUGCUGUUUCUUUGGAAUCCAGCAGAAAUGAUGACAUGGACCUUGGAAACAGUGAAGACCGACGAGCCUCCAGUUCAACGAUUGCUCUGGAUGAUCCUCUGUCGUCUCUCAGCAGGAGCCAAUCAGACUCCGAACUGGACGUCUACUUGUGUCACACAGUCUCAGGCCACCCAGCUGGAGCUGAUCAGUCGUUUGUGUCCCAGCAUCCAUAAACUUGAGGAGACAUGAGAGAUGGUUCCUGUCCAGCCAGCUUCUUCUGACCUUUGACCUCCCAGUCCCACGGUGUCGACACAUCAGGAACUCACAACAGUGGAAAUGUUACACAAACUACAAGCAGUAACAGUUUCAGCUGCAUGAGCAUCACUCCGUGCCUCUGUGACUUUCCCUUCUGAGUCAAACUAAAUGCGCCAAACUGCUGGUUCUUUUAUAGAAGUCCCAUCGUCAACAGAGGGGGACACAGUGUGUGCUGAUGGGUGUUUAGAUCAUGCGGCCAUUGUGUUAAUAGAAAACACUAUAAAGCUGUUUCUUCUCCUGUCGCUGUCCACUUUGCUGCUCGUUCAACAACAGUGGUUAGAAAAAGGAGCUUCAGUUUGACCUCUCCUCUUGGAUGCUGGAUUUUUUUGUGCAGAUGUUCACAUUUCUGAGCGGCAGGACCCCCGACGAAAUAAAUUGUCUUGUAAUUUAAUCAGCUACGGCAAAAAGAAUAGUCUGCUGUCGUUUCCAAAUCAUGCAAUUAUGUAGAGCCAUUGUGGUUUCAGGAAAUGUGAAAAAAGCCAAUUCAUCUGUGGAGACAUUCAAAUAUGCUUGAGUGAUACAGAGUGUCAUACACUUAGAAACAUUAUGUUUAAUUGAUUUUGCAAUAAUUAACUUAUUCUUUAUCCUUUGUGUAUGUUUAUGUCAAACAAGCAUAUCCAUGACAAAAAAAGUAUUUGCUCGGUUUGUUGUUUCAGCGAGAUGGCUUCCAUGUUUUAAUGUUCUCUGCUCUCUGUAGCUGCCAGCUGACCGACAGAUGUGCUGGAAUCACACGUUUCCAAACCGUUUGCGGUUCUUGACCUUUCAUGUGUCUCUGUGUCAUUUCUCUACAGAAUGUAUAUUUCAUCUUUGCAGGGUUUUAUCAAAGCUAACGCCCGUUCUAGACGGUUAUGAAUGCUGGAGGUAAAUAGUGACCGUGCUGUACAUUAUGUCGACUGUCUUCUUUUUCUCCACAUGCCUUCAGAAGUUUACAAAUCUGUGAUUUGAUGAGAUUUAUAGGCCCACAACUGUAUUAUAGCAAUACUUUGGACUUGUAUCUAUGAAAUAAAUUAAUAUUUAAUGUCA